GUUUACAUCAGCGCUAUAGAUUGGCUGCAUUAUAACUGGUGUAUCGCUCGAGCGCAUGCCAGGGCAGCGGGCAAUCCGCUGAAUCCAACAGCCGACAGCCGACAGCUUUCGCGACGAGCGUUGCCCUACAAUUAUAAAUUAAUAAUUUGUAGCACCAUUGUAUAUUGCUUGAUACCGCAUGCACAUGCACUCUAAGUGAGACAGGGAAAAGAGCCCUCUCGCAAAGAAGCCUGGCGGGAAGCAUCCUUGAGAAUCCUGCAUUCAAUCCAUGCCGCCAAAAAAAGCUAAACCCAGGUUCUUGGAUGACUACGGUCCCGAGCCACAGCAAGACCGCGGAAAGGACCCGCCCAUUGAGCACCCCGCUGGCGAUGCACACUUCAAUGUCACGGUUCGGAGCGGCACGGCCCCUCAGCGCCAACACGCCCCGUUGGCCGAGUUCCCAGGCCACAGCCCUCACGGCGCUUCCGUGGAGCCGCAGCCCCGCGACAUUAUGACCUCGGGAAGCAGCAGCCAGCCCACAGCCGCUGGUGGUGACCGCCUGGAGCUGGACGUGCUGACGGGGCGAGUAAGCGACGGCGAAACGCAUAUGUCGACCGGUGCUGCGGGCGCCUACAGUGGGCCCGCACCGCAAGCCGCGAGCAACAGCACGCGCUUGCAGACGCGCACGCGGGGCUCGCGCACCGAGCGGCCUGCCUCAGGCGGCGCUGUCUGCCUUGCUCCAGCCUCCGGCACCUCACAGGACUGCUACACAUGGGCUUACGUCAACCCCACCGCGGCAGCAGCGGCAGCCGCCGCCUCGUCCAUGCCCGCCACCGCCGCCGCCGCCGCAGCGUCAGGCCCAUCGCCGCAGCCGGUUGCUACCCCUGCUGGUGCAGCAGUGGCCUUGGCAGGGGGCGUCGCUACCGCCGCAUCAAUGCAGGCCGAUGAGGCGCCCAUAGACGGCCACAGCUGCCGCAGCGGCGCAGCUGACGACGCGGCGGGGGUGUCAGUUGGCAGGGCGGCGGAGCGGUCCGCGGGCGGCGGGCCCGGCCCCGGCAGCGAGCGGGACCGCAAGUGCGGCGGCGGCAGCGUUAGCAGCUGCAUGAGCACUGGUGCGGCCGGCUGCGGGCAGGGCAGCAUUGUGCGGGAGGUCACUGGCCAGGAGCGGGAGCGCCUGUUGGCGGCCGCGGGUUUCGUGCUCACGGGGGGUGCUGCAGGCGGCGCCGAGGGCAGCGGGGCCGCAGGACCGCAGCAACAGCAACAGCAACUGAAGCAGCAUCCGGAACACCAACCGCAUCAGCGGCGGCAUGAGGGCCCGGGCAGCUGGCAGCAGCCGCUGGCCGCCGAUGCGGUGGUGUUCGUGUGCGACCUGGACGCCGUCACGGCCCUGGGCGAGCACAUGCGGCGCAGCGGCACCUGCCCCGCCGCGCUGCGAGACCUUACCGGCUGCGACUUCGCGGUCUUUGCCCGCCUGCCGCCGCCGCGGCCGCAGCCGCCGCCGCCGCAGUCACCGCCGUCACCAAAAGGCGCGGGCAAGAGCAGCAACAGCACGGAGGGCGGGAAACGCAAGGGCGGGGGCAAGGACGGGCGCCGGCGCAAGGGCCGGGGCAAGAAGUCGGCAGCCGUGGAGGCGGCGGUGGUGGAGCCGCUGCCUGUGGCGCCGGGCGAUCGCCUCACGCCGCUGGUGGUGUGCCGGCAGGCGCCGGCAGACGGCGCGCUGGCGCCGAAGCUACAGCAGGCGGUGGAGGCGUUCGAGCAGGGGGCGGCGGGCGGCGUCUUCAACACGCAGCGGCGCAGCGCCAACAAGACGGCGGCGGUGGUGGCGGAGCAGCCGGUGCAGGCCAGCGGGAGGGGAGGCGGGCGGAGAGGAGCCGGUCAGCGGCAGCUGAGGCAGGUGCGGGUGGCGCCGCCGCCGCUGGGUACCACCGGCAUGGUGUGGGCCAAGACCACGCCCACCGCCGCGCCCGGACUCUACGCGCACCUGCUGGAGCCCACCAAGGGCCCGGCGCGUGUGGCGCGCAUGCGGGAGGUGAUGGCGGCGGCCUCGGCGCUGCUGGAGGCGCAGCACCCGCGCCACAUGACCCUGCUGCGGGAGCACGGCAGGGGCAGGGAGCACCACGGCGCCGGCACGGGGCCGUUCUGCUCCAUGUCUUACACACUCAACUACUACAACCGAGUGCACUUCGACCAGGACGACCCGGCUCUGUCCUUCAUCACCUGGCUGCUGGUGGGCGCCGGCGAGCUGUGCGGCGGCGCCUUCCGCCUGGGCAACCUGCACCUGCGCUUCACGCCGCUGCACGGCACCACCCUGCUGCUCAACACGCGGCUGGUGGCGCACGGCACCGAGCCCUGCGCCACCCUGUCCGGCGACCUGCGCCGCCUCGGCUCCGCGGCCUGGGUGCGGCACUGCGUGGUGGCGGCGGUGGAGCGCUGGCGCGUGGGCGCGCGGAAGGAGUUCACACGCAACCGGCCCAAGGCGUUCAGCGACCCGGAGGCGUACGCGCUGUGGCGUGUGCGCAAGGCGGCGGAGCUGGACCGGGCGCACAAGGCGGCGGUGGCGCGGCACGAGGCGGAGCCGCGGCCGCGGGGCAGUCCGAGCGAGGCGACGUUGAUGCGGCGCAGCAUUAUGGCGUGUGGCGACAAGGCGGCAGAGGCGCUGUUCGACUGGGAGGUGGUGCGCGAGGCGGAGGGGUGCUGGGAUGUGGUCCAGCUGCCGGGGCCGGAGGGGCUGGGGGAGGAGGGGAUGGAGGCAGAGGCGGAGCCGGAGGCGGCGGGGAAGCUGCUGGGCGGCAGCGCCGCGGCGCUGCAGGCGGAGAAGCGGCAGAAGAGGUGCAAGUCGGUGGCGCCGGUGGCGCGUCGGAAGAGCAAGCGGAAGCAGGCUGAAGCCGAGGCGGCGGAGGUGGCGGUAGGGGCGGGCGCGGUGCAGCGGGCCCGCGGGGCUGCCGUGCGGCAGCCACAGCAGCAGCAGCUGGUGGCGUUGACGCCGGCAGAGGCGGUGAAGCAGCGCAAGCGGAAGCAGGUGGAGGCGGUGGCGGAGGUGGCGGUGCAGCCGGUGGGGGAGCGCCGGGGCGUGUCGUCGGCCAAGCGCGCCCGCGGAUAAGGCCCUGCACGCGGGCCCGGCGUAGGAAAGAGGUCGCAGCAGAGUCUUGCCGUUGCAGUGUUCAAGCGCCUUGACAGCGGGCAAGUGCUGCUGGGGGCCCAGCGGAGGUGGCUGUUGCGGUCAGUGGUGGUGGUGGUGGCUGGCCGCAGCAGAUGCCCGCAUGGUGCCGCAUGUGCUGCAGCUUUGUGUCGAGUAAGGGAUGGUGGCUUUGCGUUGAAUUGGGAUGUGUGAGAUGGUUGGUGUGUGCGUGGGAGGCGUCUGUCGUACUGUGGCGUGUGUUGCCUGGUGUGCUGGACUGGCAGGCGGCGUUCACAUAUGUUAGUCGCGUACGGUAUGCGCAUAGCAGAGCUAGUGCUGUGUGUUGCUGUAUCAGUUGACUGGGGGUUGCGAGGGGCACACGGCAGUGAACAACGGCGGAAACAUUCGCUUGCGCGCAGGGGUGCCUGCUUGCGCGACCUUUUGCGCGCCCGCUCUGGAUGGGGUAACCUGUGUUCUGAUAACGCAUCAGAACCGACUACGUGACACCUUUAUCGGCAAAGCUUUCAGGUUAUAAAGCGGUGCAGGAAGGCAUGGAACAACACGUCGAUUCUAAUUUCUAGCGAUGCAACGCCGACCCGCGUCGUUCGCCAGACAUCACAAGCCCAGUGCAUUCCUGGUACUUAUUUGCAGUUUUAGAAUGCACAGUUGGGGACCUGGAGCUGAACUUGCUUGAUGUGACUGUUGGUGUGCCCGCGGCAACCCGGCGAGGGCGCGCAGCAAAUGAACGGAGCUGUCCUAUGCAAGGAGAAGCAGUGGAACUCCAUACGCCUUAUAACCAUGUUACGAAGGGUUCUCACCAGUCACAUCAGCCGCUGCGGGAAGAAGCGUUAGGACUGCCGAAGGACUUGCGUUCUUGCAAUAGAGGCUGUUGGGGGCUUACACGGAAUUCAGCAAA
Chlamydomonas reinhardtii is the source of this 4013-nucleotide messenger RNA. RefSeq lists its product as uncharacterized. Bases 491 to 3079 code for a protein of 862 amino acids. The transcript has 5 exons. The record is from RefSeq and is a predicted model, not a curated record. Lineage: Eukaryota; Viridiplantae; Chlorophyta; Chlorophyceae; Chlamydomonadales; Chlamydomonadaceae.